This is a messenger RNA of Pomacea canaliculata, 4290 nucleotides long. RefSeq names its product E3 ubiquitin-protein ligase Rnf220-like. Gene Ontology annotation, molecular function: metal ion binding; ubiquitin protein ligase activity. Gene Ontology annotation, biological process: protein ubiquitination. NCBI's taxonomy places the organism in Eukaryota, Metazoa, Mollusca, Gastropoda, Architaenioglossa, Ampullariidae. The record is from RefSeq and is a predicted model, not a curated record.
CUCAUCCUUCGCUUUGUUUGCCUCGCUUUUUAUGUCGAAUUGCACGGGGUGUCGUCUGCGAACUGUCCGGCUGUUAUGGUGCUUUGUGCAUAAAGCAGAACAGCUAGAGCUCUCAAAAAUCGGCCUCCAUCUGUGCCUUUGAACCGGAGAAUAUUACUCGACAGAGGCAGAUCAGCGCGUAUGUCAUAGUAGAUUUAUGUCUGGGUAUUAUUUUCAGAAUCGCAGGCGCGAGCGUUGGUGUAAAGUUUAAUCUUAAUACCUGACCUCCAAACGAUUGCCAGCGGUGGCGGGCGGAAAAACAAGAGCCGGGGAAACUCUCCCAUCUUUCGUCGCGGAGUCGACGUCAGCGAGCCGUUUCCUUUUAUGGGAGCUCAUUGAAUAUGGCGGGUCGGGGCUGUCAGUCAAAGUUGGGCGGCAGUGUCUUGUGCAAAGAAAAGGUGUCGUGAGGUUGGAGUGGCGUAGUUGGGGUAGGAGUCCCAUGUGGAUCGCUUGUCGCUGGCUGCGCAGUCGCCGGAAAGCUUGGCCUGCCAUCUGCUGCCUGGCUGCGAAGCGCCGGAGUAGUUGUCGUUAUCGCGAGCUGUAGAGUACUCGAGGCGGUUGUCGCAUGAGGGACAGAUUAGACUUUCAUUCACAGAAUACCAGCGACACUGACAUGGAGUAUUCCGUGUGACAGAGCCGUGAAAAGCACCGCGAUUCUUUCCAAAUGCCUGUCUUGCGACGGGGCUGUUAAAACUGUUUAACACCCCCUGAUGAAUUGCAUCUUUUUGUUGGCAACUUGAAUAAUUACCAUCUGUUUUGUUUUGAUUUUUUUUUUUUGAGACUGGAGUUCGGUGCGAUCGCAGGCACCUCCCACCUUUUGAGACAUAGCAGGCUGUUGUGAUCUCGUAUGGUAUUGUCUUCUGGAUUACAGAAAUGAGUAUAGAUCUGACACACUUGACCAUGUUUCGUUUUAAUUUUUGGCCUAAACCUUUCUUUGCCCCCUCAGCUGCUGGAGCAGCAGGGAUGGAGAAUUCGUCGUUUGUACCUAACCCACUGUCGUCGCCGGCAUUGAUGGUGCUAGCUUCCACAGCAGAGGGACGCGAUGUCUCACGGCUACCCGGACCACCGCACCCGUUUUCGGGCCAGUCCCUGGAUAAGGAUGGUAUACCCCCGCCACCUUUCAGCACCGCUGGCUUUGUUUACAGACCAGGCGAUCCCUUCUCGUCACCGAUAUAUGCACCCAUGCCACCUUUUGUCCGGCCCAAUUUGGAGCGGACCAUCGGUCUCAUCGGCCCAGGUAGUGGUGCUUUUCGCCCUCUUGGAGGACCUCAUGAAGGUGUGGAGGCAUAUCAUUCAGCGUUCACCCCUGCCAAGAAACCCAAACUGGAGGAUGUGUCCUGUACCUCUACCUUCAGCUCUGCAGACGGCAGGGACCAGAACUAUGGUGACAAAGACGGAGAGGGUUCCCGGAGGAGUCUGUCACCAACGAUCAAAGAGGAACGGCCCUCUAGCAUCAGUUCCACUGGGGCGACCAACUCGGAGAUCCAUUCUGAUGCCGGCGACUCUUAUGAUCGAGGAACACCCGAUUCUGAAGGGCGGAGUUUGAGAAAACAAAGAAAACGCUGUGCGCUGGAUGGUCAGACACCUUGUUGUCCAGUGUGUGGGCUGACCCUGAGGUCAGGGGAGCUGGAGGCACAUCUGUCCAUGGAGAUAGACAAGCUGGAGCGCAUCUGCAGAGGUGGGCGCAAAUCGCGAGACUCAACACCACAGGGGCGGAAGAGCUUGCCGUCGCCAUCUGUCCGAAAGGGAAAGGACUCGCCUUCACCAGAGGCUGCAUCCAAAUCUCGAUAUGAGACUUACCUGAGGAUACGCUGCAACAGACAGUCACGCCUGAACGCACGAAGUCGCAACAAGAAGCGAAGAGUGGGCGAGGAGAACAUGAAGGAGACAGUGUGCCCGAUCUGUAGUGAGAGACUGACUGGCACUCCUGAGGAGCUGAAUGGACAUGUGGAAGUGUGUCUGAAGAAACGAAAUGAAGGCGAAGAAGAGGCCGUGGAUGUGGAAGGAGAUGUAGAGGGAGAGCAGUAUGAGGAAUAUACAUGGGCAGGACAGACUCGCAUUCGGGCAAUAACUCUUCUUGAGGGAGGAUUUGCAGCAUCUGGUUUUCAAACAAGCAAGAAAGCUUCAGAAGAUGAUGGAGAUCUGAAUGUGGAUGGUGAUGACUCAGAAGAGUACGGGAAACCUCAAUUUUCUGAAAACGAUUUGAUGCCUGUGAGCUCUGAUGAGCCUGCAGAAGAACGAGAGAGGCAAGCGCUUAGAGGAGCUCUGCUGGGAUUUACCAACAGAACUGGACGUGGGGACUCAUCUCAAAGCACUUGUGGUGCUGUCACUUGUGAUACAUGUGAUGAUAUUGGUGGCAGUGACUCAGUUACUACCAGCAGUCCAGAAGCACUGGUUAUGGCACUGAAAUCAAGAUUGAAGGAGCUGGAGAACUGCAGAGAGAAUAAACAAAAAUGUUUGAUAUGUAUGGAUCAUUACAAGACUCCAUUGACAUCAAUUCAGUGCUGGCAUGUUCAUUGUCAGGAGUGUUGGUUCCGUACACUGGGUGCCAAGAAGUUAUGUCCUCAGUGUAACAUGAUUACAUCUCCUUCUGACCUGCGGCGGAUUUUUUUGUAGAGCGGAUUGGUCCUUCCCCAUUUUUUUUUACCCCCAUUGCAUACCAGAUCGCCUUAUUUUCCAAGAGCUGUGAGGAGGUGUAAACAGCAUCUUGUCGAGAUGGCAGAAAUUAGUAAAGAAAUGACAGCUAUGGUGACUGUUUUUAUUCUGAUGACACAUCAUGGUCGUUCACAUAAGUUUCUGCGGCAUUUGGCUUAAUAGUGUACAUUCUGUAAAUGUGCUCAAGGUUUAUCGCUGCUGAUGCAUAAUGGAACCACUCAAGUGAACAAUGCUUCCAUCAUUUUGCAGCAGUCAGCUUUACUAUCAUUAAGUUCUACAUUGUCGAAAGCAUCUUCUGUGUGUUUUAAAUAUUUGAGUUUUGAAAUAAAGAUGUAAAAUAUGUAACAAAUGAUUGGGAGAUGGGAGGGCGAAGAGAGGUAUGUCUGCAUUUAUGCAUGAAUCCAUGCACAGAUUAUAAAUGUCAAAGAAAGCAAAGUAUGGGAGAUAGUUUCUAAAUCUUUUUGCGCAUCAUUGCAGAUACUUUUAGCUCGAUUGAGUUUGCAUCGGUAAGCUGGUCUUGCUGAAAGACUGUUGUUUCUAUGUGCAAGGAUAACAAUUAAAAUAAAGCAUUAGAAAGGUAGAUAAAAAACAACUUUCUUUUAAAACUUUUGUUCUAGUAACUGCCCCGGUCUGCAUUCUGCAUUAUGGUUACAGUUGUGGAUGAGGUACACAGUUAUAUUUAACUCAGGAAUUUUUUUUUUUUAAAGAAGUCCUAGCUAAAGAGUUAUUUUGAAUGUAUUAAUUGAAGUCAACAUAUUUUGUUCUGUUUUUUUUUUUUUUAAUAUAAGAGAUUGGAAAGAAUCUGGUACUCAGCAAUCAUUUAUAAUCUUGGUUCAAUGACCACAAAGCUUUUUAUGUAUCCUUUCUUUACAAACAUUCACCGCCUAUUAUGUGAGUAAGAGACUUACUGAAUUGGUAGUAAAUUUUAAAAUUCCAGUAAUUACCCAAACGGAUGUAGAAGUAAAAUCUGUUUUAAAUCUAAGUGUUAGGUCAUGUGUAAGAAUAUUGGACAGAAGCACUAGUAACAGCUUGGUAAUUUAACAAUCUCUUGGAAUUUUUUUAGAACUACUGGUCUUUAAAAAAAAAAUUGGUGUCCCAAGUAAAAAUCAGUUAAAUAUAUAUUAGAGCCAGAUUUUAUUGUGAUUGUUAUUUGCAAAGCAACCUGUCUUGUUAUAUAUGUCUUGUGCUGAUUUUUUUUUAAAUCUAAACUGGAAUAUGUAACAUUUAUUAUUCUGGUAGUUGGGGGACAUAAAACCAGUCUUCAGUAACAGCAGCUGCAUUAUGGUGCAAACUGAUUGUGUAAAUAGAUAAUGAAAAAUUAUUGAGAGUGCCUGGACUCCUGAGUGUAGACUUUAUUGUUGUUUAGGUAAUCUGCUGUAGGAUGUUAAGCAGUUUAGUAAACCCUUCUACUUCCCAUCCUCUUCCCAUCCCAGUGUUGCAAACAUUCUGUAGGAAUAUAUAUUUUCUUCAUAUUUCUGAUGUUUUUAGCAAUAAAUGUGAUAUUUUAGCAAGAUUAGGGAAACCAUGAAGUGAGUUUAUGUGUGUGACAUACAUUGUUCAGUUCAUGAAAUAUGAAUAAAUUUCAUGACAGCUACA